Messenger RNA from Grammomys surdaster, 1725 nucleotides. It is a transcript of the gene Nudcd3, whose product is annotated as NudC domain containing 3. Gene Ontology annotation, biological process: protein folding. The record is from RefSeq and is a predicted model, not a curated record. Gene Ontology annotation, cellular component: cytoplasm. Bases 39 to 1121 code for a protein of 360 amino acids. The transcript is spliced from 6 exons. NCBI's taxonomy places the organism in Eukaryota, Metazoa, Chordata, Mammalia, Rodentia, Muridae.
GGUGCCCACUGUGUUCGCGUCCCUCGGGCAGCAGAGCCAUGGAGCCUGGGGCUGCUGAGCUUUAUGACCAGGCCCUGCUGGGCAUCUUGCAGCACGUGGGCAAUGUCCAGGACUUCCUGCGCGUGCUCUUCGGCUUUCUCUAUCGCAAGACCGACUUCUACCGCCUGCUGCGCCACCCUUCGGACCGCAUGGGCUUCCCUCCCGGGGCCGCACAGGCCCUGGUGUUGCAGGUCUUUAAAACAUUUGAUCACAUGGCCCGCCAGGAUGAUGAGAAAAGGAAGAAGGAACUGGAAGAGAAAAUCAGAAAAAAGGAGGAAGAGGCCAAGGCGGUGGCAGCUGAGAAGGAAGCUGUGCCAGUCCCAGUGCAGGAGGUAGAGAUUGAUGCUACUGCAGAAUUGAAUGGGCCUCAGGAAGUAGAAAAGGAGGAGCCCCCAGGCCCACAGGGCCCUGAACACAAAGUGACCCAUGGCUUGGAGGAGGCAGAAGCUCCAGGAACAGUUAGCAGUGCUGCUGAAGGCCCCAAGGACCCUCCUGUGCUCCCCAGGAUUCAGGAGCAGUUCCAGAGAAAUCCUGACAGUUACAACGGUGCCAUCCGUGAGAACUACACCUGGUCACAAGACUAUACUGACCUGGAGGUCAGGGUGCCAGUGCCCAAGCAUGUGGUGAAGGGGAAGCAGGUCUCUGUGGCCCUUAGCAGUGGCUCCAUCCGAGUGGCCAUGUUGGAAGAGAGUGGAGAGCGUGUCCUCAUGGAAGGGAGGCUCACUCACAAGAUCAACACGGAGAGUUCCCUCUGGAGCCUUGAGCCGGGCAGGUGUGUUUUGGUGAAUCUAAGCAAGGUUGGUGAGUACUGGUGGAAUGCCAUUCUAGAGGGAGAAGAACCCAUCGACAUUGACAAGAUCAACAAGGAGCGCUCCAUGGCCACUGUGGAUGAGGAGGAACAGGCAGUCCUGGACAGACUCACCUUUGACUACCACCAGAAACUGCAGGGCAAGCCCCAGAGCCACGAGCUGAAAGUCCAUGAGAUGCUGAAGAAGGGGUGGGAUGCUGAAGGCUCUCCCUUCCGAGGCCAGCGAUUCGACCCGGCCAUGUUCAACAUCUCCCCAGGGGCUGUGCAGUUUUAAUGACCGGAAGUAAAGGAAACCCUCGCCAUCGGGGAGAUGGAAAUGUUGUCCUCCUCACUCCCUGCAUGCCAGGGACACACUCCUCCUGAUCAGUCCUAGCCAUUUUUUUCUUUCAUAAUGAACCAGGCCUUCCAUGCUGACCUUCUACCUUCAGACUAUUACAGAGAAGGUGCAGGGCCAGCUGCUGCUUGGCAGUGUCUGUGGCCAACACUAAAUGAAGGUGUUUGACAUGCAGGAGGGACAUGUCCCAGCCUACUGGUAGCACAUGUUCUGUCUCCAUAGCAACCAGGCACUGCAGGCAGCAUUUCCUUUCUCCCCUGCUCUCUCUGCUUGCUGUUGUUUUGAUGCCAUUCUGCUUGCUUGUCUUCUGUUUGGGGAUAAGGAGUGGCUGGGCUCAGACAGAGCUAAGUUGAAUUGUAUGGGGCCAGGCACCUGCAUGAGGGCUAACGAGGCAUGGCUGUGGGGCUACUUCUGGGGCUACUAUGGGAUUCUGUCACUUGUUGACCUGUGUGUGCGUGUGUGUGUGUGUGUGUGUGUGUGUGUGUGUGUGUGUGUGUGUGUCUGUCUGUCUGUCUGUCUGUCUGUCUCCCUGUCUCCCCCUUCC